Messenger RNA from Aureococcus anophagefferens, 984 nucleotides. RefSeq lists its product as hypothetical. The record is from RefSeq and is a predicted model, not a curated record. Lineage: Eukaryota; Pelagophyceae; Pelagomonadales; Pelagomonadaceae. Gene Ontology annotation, molecular function: actin filament binding. The coding region runs from base 1 to 894 and encodes 297 amino acids. Gene Ontology annotation, cellular component: cytoskeleton. The transcript has a single exon.
AUGGCGGCGAACGUCGCCUACGGCGCCCCGGCGAAGAAGGCGAAGGUCGACGGCAAGGUGUCGCCGCAGACCGAGGAGGCGCCGAAGACCGUGUCCGUCGUCGGCCCCUACGGCCUGCUCACGUCGAAGACGCGGGGCCACCUCGGCUGCGACGCGGCGAAGCUGCGCGAGGCGCGCAUCGACAUGGCCGCGUGCUACCGCAUCAUGGACGAGCUCGGCCUCAACGAGGGCAUCGACAACCAUUUGACGGUCAUGGUCCCCGGCACGCGCGACCGGUUCCUCUGCAUCCCCUACGGCCUCAACUGGAGCGAGGUCACGGCGUCGAAUCUGCUCUUAUUGGACGCGAACGGCGACGUCGUCGAGGGCGACGGCCUGCCGGACCCGACGGCGUUCUACAUCCACAGCCGCAUCCACCUCAAGCACCCGCACGCCGUCUGCGUGCUCCACACGCACCAGCCCAAGGCGUCGGCCCUCUGCUGCCUCGAGGACAUGGAGAUCAAGAUGAUCCACCAGAACUCGUGCCGCUUCCUCGACGAGGUCGCCUACGACACGGUCUACGAGGGCCUCGUGCUCGGCAAGGCCGAGGGCGACCGGUUGGCCGAGGUCAUGGGCUCCAAGCGCGUGCUCAUGCACCAGAGCCACGGCCCCAUCACCUGCGGCGACUCCGUCGCCGAGGCCUUCGACGAGAUCUACUACCUCGAGCGCGCCUGCGAGGUCCAGCUCCUCGCGAUGAACACGGGGAAGCCGACGGUGACGAUCAAGGACUCCGUCGCGCGGUUCUACAAGGACCAGGUCGACCAGUUCCGGGGCUGCUGGGCCCAGGGCCACUUCGAGGCGCGGAAGCGCGCCCUCUACAAGCCCAAGGGCCUCGGCAACGCCGAUUUUGCCUCCUGAGGGGCCCAAACGCCGCGACCGUACCCGGAUCCGCGCGCCUCCCCGAUUGGGAGCCGCGCGACCGGCUACGCAUCCCCCCUAAAAAAAAAC